CCGCUGUCACGUGACGGUUAAUCAUAGCUGCUAAUUUUAACAGUUUAUGAAAUUAAAACAAACACGUAUGUUUUCGCAGGUCGUUAAAAACAAGUGCGGUUUAUUUAAGUUAAUAUUCAUUCGCUCUAACCGCGGCAUAUCUAAAUCACCUCUGAGGCACCGACUUAUUUUUGAAAGUUCAGAGCGGAAGUUGUUUAGUAGUAGUAGUAGUAGUACUGGGCAGCGUCCGAGGAUGAACCGUCUCCUGCUUUACGGUGGUUAAAACAUGGAAUCGCAAGAAAACCUGUCCGGUCAGCGCGUCCGUGAUGAGCAGGAUGCCAAGCGGACCUCCGCGGAUGUGGACACCGCAGUGUUGCUGCUGGGAGCGGGAGUAACGGCCAUCACACAUCCGCUGCUAUAUGUGAAGCUGCUAAUACAGGUGGGACAUGAACCCCUUCCCCCGACCGUGGGCACAACCAUGUUUGGAAGAAAAGUCUUAUACCUGCCUGGCUUCCUCUCCUAUGCACAACACAUUGUCAAAGUGGAUGGAACGACAGGGCUCUUCCGUGGUCUCUCACAUCGCAUCGUGUCCAGUGCUGUCUCUACUGUGGUCAGGAGCAAACUGAAACGGAAGGUGAAGCUUCUGUCCAAGAAAGACGAGCCGCAGACUUCACUCAGGAAAGUGAUCAAAGAGACCACACAUGAGAUGAUCAUCCAGUGCCUUUCCAGAGUAGCCACUCAUCCUUUUCAUGUUAUGUCAGUGCGUUGCAUGGCUCAGUUUGUUGGCAGAGAGGUCAAAUAUGGAGGGGUGUUCAGUUGUAUUGUCAAGAUUUUUAAGGAGGAAGGAGUUGCUGGAUUCUAUGUUGGUCUCAUGCCCCAUGUGCUUGGAGAGGUCCUCUUCCUGUGGUGUUGUAACCUCCUGGCUCACUUUAUUAACACCUACGCUGUAGACGACGGUUUCAGUCAGGCCUCAGCAGUGAGAAGCUACACUAAAUUUGUGAUGGGUAUUGCAGUGAGUGUUCUAACAUAUCCGUUCAUGUUGGUGGCUGAUCUCAUGGCAGUCAACAACUGUGGCCUGGCUGCAGGUCUUCCUCCUCACUCUCCCAUCUUUAAGUCCUGGCUGCACUGCUGGAAUCACCUGAGCCACAAGGGUCACCUCUUCAGAGGAUCCAGCUUCUUUUUCCGUCGGGUGCCUGUGACUUCCCUGGCCCCUAUAGAGGACUGACAUCACCUGCUUAGGGUGUUCUUCGUCAUCCUCUUGCUCAGAGAUGUUUUCCACCCCGACGUCAAGCCGCUGCUGCUGUUAUCCAGAUGUAGCAGCAGACACAGCUCAUGGAGUGCCAAUGAACUUUUUGUUACAGGAGUUUAAGUUCAGUUCAGUCGGGUCAGGACACACAUUUUUGUUUUCUUUCACCAGUUUGAAUCAUUUCAGAAUCAGAAACCGCAGUGUCUUGCAGCAAUCAUCUGUGAGUGCCCUACAACUCUGAUUGCAUGGCUUCCUCUUCAUAAUAACUGCUCCUGAGGCUCUUGGGCGCUGCAGUAAUUGAUGCUGUCACACAAGGCGUACCCAGAGAUCGAUUCUAAGCAGAGCAUUUCCAGCUUCUGUGAACAGUUGGUUCAAACAGCCUGUUAUGCACUUGUUAAAGUUGGAAACAUGUUUUAGAAGAGGUUAUAUGACCUGUCUAGGUGUUUAACUAGCUGUCAACCAGCUCAACUAACUCUGUGUUACAGUAGCUAUUUCUGUAGUGACAGUUUUAUCAGUAUGAUCCCAGUUAACAUUUAUUUUUAACUAAAAUCCUCUCAGAUUGUUAUUCCUGGUUCUUACCCUCUAGUGACUGUUCUGAAGCUGCAUGAGGUUUGGUUUGUUCACAACAGAACAUCUGUCAUUUCUUUGCCAUCCAGUUAAGUGUGUGUGUUUGGUUUUGCUGAGAUUAACACAAAGUAUUGCAAAUUUUUAAAAGUGUAAACACUGGGGAUAGAAUAAAUUUUAAAAAAUAUAUGAAAUGCAUGUCUGCAAUGUAAAAACAAUAUAUUAAUAUGACCCAAGUUGUAGAUGUAUACAGGAUUAUACACAUGGCCACUUUAUUAGGUACACUUGUUCAGCUGCUUGUUAAUGUAAAUGUAUAAUCAGCCAAUCGCAUGGCAGCAACUCGGUGCAUUUGACAUGAUGGUCAAGAUCUGCUGAAGUUCAGAUUAGGGAGGAAUGGUGAUAUGUGACUUUGGCAUGGUUGUUGGUGCCAGAGCGUUUCAGAAACUGCUCAUCUACUGGGAUUUUCACACAGACAUCUCUAGGGUUUACAGAGAAGGGUCUGGGCAAAGAGACGGUGUCCAUCGAGCAGCAGCUCUCUGGGCGAAAAUGCUUUGUUGAUGGCAGAGGAGAUUGGCCAGACUGGUUCAAGUUGAUAGAAAAGCAAGGGUAACUCAACUUGUGUGCAAAAGAGCAUCUCUGAAUGCACAGCAUGUCGAACCAGGGCUACAGCAGCAGGAGACCACACCGGGUGCCGCUCAUGCUAAGAACAGGAAACAGGCUACAAUUCACAAGGGCUUCCCAAACUUGGAAGAAGCAUUGCCUGGCCUGAGUUUCCAUUUCUGCUUCACCAUUUGUAUGAUACGGUCUGAACAACAUGAAAGCAGGAGCCAUCCUGCCUCGUAUCAACAGUUCAGGCUGCUGCUGGUGCUGUAACGGUGUGGAGCACCUUUUCUUGCCACAGUUUGGGCCCCUUAGUACCAACUGAGCAUCACUGAAAUGAAAUCCUGAGUAUUGUUGCUGACCAUGCCUGUCCCUUUAAACCAACCCAGUACUGGCCAGGCGUACCUAAUAAAGUGGCCAGUGAGUGUAUUUUCUUUUUGUAAUUCAGAAAUAUUUCUGUGGUGUAAAGUAACUUUUUAAAAAUCUGUCAUUUGCUCCGUUGCAUUUAAAUGUCUCCAUCUGAACAUGUUUGUGUGGGCCGAGGUCCGUUAACCCUGUAACGAAGGCCGACCACGCUCGCACACGUGACUGAUGAAUGGGUGAUGAUCAUAUUCUGACUCCAGCUCCCGGUCUCGUUGCUAUACAUGUAAAUGUGUUGUGAUGAAAAUAAAAUGUUUCCUACUCAGUAGUGUUUAGUCCAA
This is a messenger RNA of Monopterus albus (swamp eel), 3090 nucleotides long. Its product is annotated as mitochondrial carrier homolog 1-like. The coding region runs from base 266 to 1204 and encodes 312 amino acids. NCBI's taxonomy places the organism in Eukaryota, Metazoa, Chordata, Actinopteri, Synbranchiformes, Synbranchidae. The transcript is spliced from 12 exons. The record is from RefSeq and is a predicted model, not a curated record. Gene Ontology annotation, biological process: positive regulation of apoptotic process. Gene Ontology annotation, cellular component: membrane; mitochondrion.